UCCGCCCCAGCCACCCCUCCCGCGGCGGCGGCGCAGAGUGCUGAGCCAAGAUGGCGGCUGAGUCGGAGUACGAGUCCGUUCUGUGUGUGAAGCCUGACGUCAGCGUGUACCGGAUUCCACCGCGGGCCUCGAACCGCGGCUACAGGGCAUCCGACUGGAAGUUAGACCAGCCUGAUUGGACUGGUCGCCUCCGGAUCACCUCGAAAGGGAAGAUUGCCUACAUCAAACUCGAAGAUAAAGUUUCAGGGGAGCUGUUUGCUCAGGCACCAAUAGAACAGUAUCCGGGCCUUGCUGUGGAGACAGUGGCCGACUCCAGUCGCUACUUUGUAAUCCGGAUCCAGGAUGGUACUGGGCGGAGUGCGUUCAUUGGCAUCGGCUUCUCAGAUCGGGGGGAUGCCUUUGACUUCAAUGUCUCCUUGCAGGAUCACUUCAAGUGGGUGAGACAGGAAUCUGAGAUUUCCAAAGAAUCUCAGGGACUGGACAGUCGGCCCAAGUUGGAUCUGGGCUUUAAGGAAGGGCAGACCAUCAAACUGAGUAUUGGGAAUAUCACAACCAAGAAAGGAGGGACUGCCAAGACCAGGCCUGCAGGCACUGGAGGGCUCAGCCUGCUGCCACCCCCACCCGGGAGCAAAGUGACCGUUCCCCCGCCUUCCUCAGUCGCCAUCAGCAAUCAUGUCACCCCGCCCCCCAUUCCAAAGGCCAGCCACGGAGGUAGUGACGCAGAUAUCCUCUUAGAUUUGGAUUCGCCUGUGCCUGUUCCGACACCGGCGUCCGCACCGGUCUCUGCAAGCAAUGACUUGUGGGGCGACUUCAGCACUGCGGCCAGCUCUGUUCCAAGCCAGCCACCACAGCCAUCCAACUGGGUCCAGUUUUGAACAGCUUUGGAAGGACAUUAAGGACAGACUUGAAGAAUCAAAAUGACCUUGAGGGCACCAAUCAAUCUGUGAGGGAAGUCAGGAAGCCCUUCCCUCCUAAGAACCGAAUUCCUGGACAGUCUUUUCCGUAACUUCUCCGUUGCAUUCGAGCUGAUUGAGGUCCGUCCCUGUGCUGGCUCUCCGUGCGCAGCCGGGGGAGUGUGUGUUGUGCCCUGCUGACCGCCAGGGCGGGGAGCGUGGCUGUUAACCGUUCUCCUGGCUGGCUGUGCUCCAAAGGCCAGUGAGCAUUUGAGGGGAAAGUGACCUGCAACAUCUGUACAUUUGUUUUCUGUGCUUUAAGUUCUUUAACUUAUUUCAAAAAAAAAUCAUCUCAUGGCCCUGUGUGCCUGUUUGUGAAGUCCUGUUGAGCGAUUUCAGGAGAGAUGAGAACCCUAGAACUUCCUUCUUUACCAACC
Ochotona princeps (American pika) is the source of this 1330-nucleotide messenger RNA. RefSeq names its product NECAP endocytosis associated 1 (gene NECAP1). The transcript is spliced from 8 exons. Gene Ontology annotation, biological process: endocytosis. NCBI's taxonomy places the organism in Eukaryota, Metazoa, Chordata, Mammalia, Lagomorpha, Ochotonidae. Gene Ontology annotation, cellular component: clathrin vesicle coat; membrane. Bases 51 to 875 code for a protein of 274 amino acids. The record is from RefSeq and is a predicted model, not a curated record.